GCUUUCAACAGAGACGGUGGCUCUAUGAAACGUGUUCUCUUGCUUGCUGUGCUGCAACCAUUCUUCCUUCACAACACAUCUAGUGCUCAUACUCGACAACAAUAAUACUCACGUCUGAAGAACCCAGUCUCAGUUAGAGGAAGAGCCAAUUUGAAUAGAUUGAAUUGGAAAAAUCCCCACAAUAAGUGAGUGAAAACGUGAUUGUGUCUAUAUAGUGCUCCCCAAACCGUGGUGUGUAGGCGUAUUUCCGGUCGUAUCCUGUCGGCUUCCGCGCGAGUGUGGUGGUAACAGGAGAGCCAUAGCAAAGCGGCUGCCAUUGAUCUGGCCAAGGAUAACAAAAGGCGUAAUUUUCAGUGAAAAAUAAAGAAAACCGAAAUGUCAGCUGAGUCGGAGCUUUUUUCGGUCCUGAACCGUCGUCAGCAAAUCAACGAUGCGUUGGAAAAUGGCGAGGAAGUGAAGCACACUUACCGGGUCGUCAAUGUCUACACCGAGUUUCACGAGUUCUCGCGGAAGGAAAUUAAGGAGUACCAGGCGACCUUCUCCAAAUACGACGUCGGCAACGAUGGCUACCUGGACCUGGCCGAGCUGAAGAUCAUGAUGGAGAAGCUGGGUGCCCCACAGACCCACCUCGGUCUGAAGGGAAUGAUCGCGGAAGUGGACGAAGAUAAGGACGGCAAGAUUUCAUUCCGCGAGUUCCUCCUGAUCUACAGGAAAGCUCGUGCCGGCGAGUUGGAAUGCGAUUCCGGGCUCGGACAGUUGGCUCGCCUCACCGAAAUCAACGUCGACGAGGUCGGCGUGAACGGGGCAAAGAACUUCUUCGAGGCCAAAAUCGAACAGCAACUGAGGACGAAUAAGUUCCACGAUGAAAUCAGGCAAGAGCAAGAAGAGAAACGUCGCAUGGAGGAGGAACGGAUCAUUCGGCGGCAGCAGUUCCAACAGCGAGCGGCCGUUUUCCAGUAAACAGAGGGGAAUGACAAAGUCACAAACAUGCCAAAGUGUACGCGCCGCUCGGCCCAGUCCACCCGAUUGAAAAGGAAUUUGCUGAACGUGGUGUGGUCAAUGAAGUAACCACGUGGUCACCUGUCCCCGAUUAUAUAGUACCCCUUGUAAAUCUGUAAAUCUGUUUGUCACAUGGGACAGUUUAGUUGGUAUGUAGUGCUCUCGUUAGAAGAGGUUAACGAUGUCUCUUUAGAUGGAAAGAUGUGUCAUUUUAUGUUAAGUGAUGUUCAAAAGCCUACUUCGGUUCAAAAGAGGGUUGUCAUGUUCUCAAACGGAAACGAUAAUGUGAUAGAGAAGGAAUCAAAGAAAAAUGGAAAAGAAAGAAGCCUUAAACGAAAAAAUGCAAACGUAUAGUUAGACAAGAGAAAUGUGGAACGCAGAGAAAUGGCCAUAUGGGAUGAUGUCGGGAGGAAUCGCUUUGAAAUUCCACUAUUUUAUUUACUGUGUAAGUUUUACCGAUUGUAUAUGAUUUCACUUGCUACUCACGCAAAACACACACACACACAAGCUUCGUCAAUUUAAGGAAAAACCAAUUCCAAUUACUAAAUAGCAUAUCUAUGUUAAAUACAUACCCAACAGUUGCACUGAAGUAUUACCAGCGUAAGGGAAAUCAACCAAAAAGAGUUCGCACAGAACGAAAAAAAAAACAGAAAUAUAUUUUUGAUACCGAAGGGAUUAAAAAAAAACCGCAAGGAAAUUGAAGAAUCUACCGAUUGUUGUAGGAGUUGAGCGUGCUUUUGCUGCUAGUAGUGAGAACCGAAGGAAACCAUGAAACUGCUACACUAAUUAUAGGAUAUAGGUCUUGCGUGAAAGAAGUUUUACAGUGUAACUUUUAGCUUAGCGUAUUACCGAGUAGCGUUUAAGUUGUUUUAAAUCAAUUAAUCAAAGUAGAUGUUGUAUCAGUCAGUCAGUGGCAUAUAAUUGUACCGAUAAAGUUACAAAUAAAUGUUCGUUUCGUGAGUUGCACUUAUGAUGAAAACAAAAAACAA
Messenger RNA from Aedes albopictus (Asian tiger mosquito), 1988 nucleotides. RefSeq names its product EF-hand domain-containing protein D2 homolog (gene Swip-1). The record is from RefSeq and is a predicted model, not a curated record. Gene Ontology annotation, molecular function: calcium ion binding. The transcript has 5 exons. Lineage: Eukaryota; Metazoa; Arthropoda; Insecta; Diptera; Culicidae. Bases 376 to 960 code for a protein of 194 amino acids.